This is a messenger RNA of Dendrobium catenatum, 1698 nucleotides long. RefSeq lists its product as uncharacterized. Gene Ontology annotation, molecular function: nucleic acid binding; zinc ion binding. The record is from RefSeq and is a predicted model, not a curated record. Lineage: Eukaryota; Viridiplantae; Streptophyta; Magnoliopsida; Asparagales; Orchidaceae. The coding region runs from base 1 to 1698 and encodes 565 amino acids. The transcript is spliced from 4 exons.
AUGGUAGAUGAAGACGUGGCGUUCGUCGUCGAUCUUCAGAUACCUCCCAGCGAUCCACCAUCGACCUUUGGCAAAUCUGACAUCUCUAAAAUGAAGUUCAAAGUUAGACCUUUGAAGAUCAACGAGCCAGUUUUGGUUGCUGUUAAGAAAUCGCCCCUAGUUCUAGGGAAGGGAAAAGGUAUUGUGAUUGAAGAUACAGAGAGGAUCAUUCAUAAAAAAACUGGUUUUCCAACAUCUGUUUAUGACAAAGAAGCAUCUUCUUCUUCGGGUAUGAAGUUAUUUGUUAACAGGUUCAGCAAUAAUGUUGUUAAACCUAUGGUUUUGGAUGGAGUAUCAUUUUCUAGCAAACUUAUGGAAAACACUCUACAUGCUCGUAACAAUGCUGAUGAAAGAAUUGAAUGGAGGCAAGGAUCUGAUGUUCAAAAUUUGUGGACAAAGAAACCUAAUAUCAAAUGCAAUUUACUAGUAGAUGAAUCUUUUUUGUCCAAAGAUGGAAAAUCAAUCAAGUUGAAUGAAUCAAAUAUGAAGACAAAUUCUGAGAAACUACAGUUAUCUAUAGUAGUAAAAAAGGUAGAAUAUGAGAAAGUGUCCUCUUUCUGUUUCAAAUGUGGAAAGGUUGGCCACUUAGUAGAUUUUUGCAAAGAUGGUAGGGAAGGAAGGCAUGAUGCUCCUGUGAAUAAUUCAGGAAUGGAAAAGCCUUCACAACCAUCUCAGAGGGUGGAAGAUGAUUCAGACAAAACUUACGGGCCUUCGAUUCUACUCAAAGAUUUGAAAAGAAGAAAGAAGAUGGUUCAUGUCAAAGAUGCUCCAGAUCAGUCGGCUAAAGUAGCAGAAGUUGUUCAUGAGGUGGAAGAUUUCCCUGUUAAAGUUGUUAAUACUGAAGAGAUGAUAGUAAAGAACGAACUUAGAGAUCAUAGUGAGGAUACUGAAGCUUCUGGAUUUUUAAAUUCAAAGAUUAAUGUUCCAGAAGAUUUAUGGAAGGGCAUUUGUCAAUUUAUCAGUUCAGGGAUCAUGUGUGAGAAAUGGAGGGAGACUUCAGUUGUCCUCAUCCCAAAGUUGAAAAAUCCUAUGAUUCCAUCCAAUUAUAGGCCCAUCAAUCUUUGUAACUCUAUUUACAAGAUCAUUGCUAGAUUGCUAGUGAAUAGACUUGUUUGCAUUAUCCCCAAAUUAAUUUUAGAAAAUCAAGUAGAUUUCAUAAAGGGAAGAUCCAUAUCAGAAAACAUAAUGCUCACUCAAGAAAUUAUCAACAAAUUCAUAUUCCCUAAAGCAAAGAAGAGCAAGAUGGCAAUUAACGUGGACAUGGAGCAGGCUUAUGAUAGUACGGGGUGGGAAACCUUGAGGAAAAUGUUAGAAAUUUAUGGUUUCCCAAGGACAUUCUCGAAUCUACUUCUUCAGUGCGUGGUGAAUACCAAGUAUUCCAUUAUUAUUAAUGGUUACAAUACAAAGUGGAUCCGGGCAGAAUGUGGUUUUAGGCUGGGAUGUCCUUUAUCACCCUAUCUCUUUAGUAUGUGCUCACAACUUUUGACUGAAGCAUUUAAUAAAAAAGGAGCUAAGAUUGGAAUCAAGGUGGUACUGUCAGCUGAUAGAGUUUCACAUUUGCAGUAUGCCGAUGCUGUGAUUAUUUUUUCUGAAGCUAGCCAAAGAAGUGCAAACAAAAUUAAGAAGAUUUUUGAGAAGUAUAGUUACUGGACAGGAUAA